UGGACCGGUUUGUCCAUGGGCGGCGAGUCGGCCGGCUGUCUCCGGCCUGGGUUGAUGGGGGCACCCGGCAUCCCUCCAGCUCCCACCGGUGCUGAAACCUGAGUUCACCUGGGCUCAGGGAUCCCCGAAUUUCUGUGCCACCAGUGUUUGUGGUUCAGGAACUCGGGCGCGGCGGCUGGCCUGGAAGGUUCUGUCCUGGGACUCUGAAGAGGCUACAGGACGCUGUGUGCUGAACCACAUUGUCAACAGGCCCCGACUGCCGCUCAACGCUUCGCCUCUACCGGCCUCCCAGGCAUGGCUGAUGCAUGGGCUCCAGCUGCUGGCAAGAGACCUCAAUGCCUCUCUGCCUAGGCCUCUCCACGGAGCUCCUGGGUGCCUUGGCCACACAGCAGUGGGGUCCCCCUGGAGCAAGCACCAAGGAGACCAAGGUGAGAAGACAAGCUCCUGGUGCCCCCACCGGCCUCGUGCUGAGCAUGGCAGCUGUGGUCCUGCCCCCCACUUGCAUCUCUCAGCAAACAGGUUGCACAGAGGUGACACUGGCUAAGGAAUCCCUGACCAGCUGGUUACAGGAUCUGGUGACCUUUGACGAUGUAGCUGUGGAGUUCAACCAGGAGGAGUGGGCCUUGCUGGACCCUUCACAGAGAACGCUGUACCGAGACGUGACGCUGGAGAACUGCCGAAACCUGGCCUCACUGGGAUGUCGUGUUGCUAAGCCCAAACUGAUAACCCAACUGGAGCAGGAAGACAGGGUCAAGACAGAGGAGAGAAGAAUCCUCCCCAGCCCUCGUCCAGAUCCAGAGCCUGCUUUGAAAGCCAAGUGUUUAGCUCCUCGGAAGCAUGGCUUUGAAAAAGAACACGAUAGUGACCAUAAAUCUCUUCAUCAACAGGAAGGAAGUCACCGAGGGGCCAAACUCAACGAAUGCAAUCAGUGUUUUAAGGUCUUCAGUACCAAAUCCAACCUCACUCAGCACAAGAGAAUCCAUACCGGAGAAAAACCCUACGGCUGCAACCAGUGCGGGAAAUCCUUCAGCAGCCGAUCUUACCUCACCAUUCACAGGCGCAUCCAUAAUGGGGAGAAGCCCUACCAGUGCCAUCACUGCCGGAAGGCCUUCAGCGACCCCUCGUCGCUCCGACUGCACGUGAGAAUUCACACCGGGGAGAAACCCUAUGAGUGUAACCAGUGCUUCCACGUCUUCCGCACCAGUUGUAACCUCAAAAGCCACAAGAGAAUUCACACCGGGGACAAUCACCAUGAGUGUAACCAGUGCGGGAAGGCUUUUAGCACCAGGUCCUCCCUCACCGGACACAACAGCAUCCACACGGGGGAGAAACCUUACGAGUGUCACGACUGCGGGAAGGCCUUUAGGAAGAGCUCCUACCUGACACAGCACGUGAGAACUCACACGGGAGAGAAACCCUACAGGUGCAGUGAGUGCGGCAAAUCUUUCAGCAGUAGCUUUUCCCUCACCGUGCACAGGCGCAUACACACGGGCGAGAAGCCCUACCAGUGCAGCGACUGCGGGAAGGCCUUCAACAAUCUCUCCGCUGUCAAGAAACACCUGAGAACUCACACUGGAGAAAAACCCUACGAAUGUAACCACUGUGGGAAAUCCUUCACCAGUAACUCUUACCUGUCUGUGCACAAGAGAAUACACAGCAGGUGGAUCUGAGUUGCCAUGCGUGGUCCACGAGGAAGCCCUCCGUUGAUUUCCCGCCCCUCAGAGACACCUGACAGAACUCGUGGGUGUUGGGAGUUAACCUGCCGCCAGAUAACGAGUUCCCCUCCCAAACUGUGACAUCAGCCCCUUAGUGUGUCAGAAUGUCAAGAAGUUGGGAAUUCGGGAACAGCUUGGGCCUAGAGUUCUGGCUCUGAGUCCACAACCGUGAAGUUGGCCUCAAGGUGUGAGCCAGAACUGCAGUCAACUGAAGGUUUCGUUGCCGAAGGGAUCCACUGGAAGGUAGCGUCUUCAGCCUUUUCUCGUGCCCAACACAAUCGGAGCUGGUUCUCUACAGAAGACCUUCCAUGCCUCCUCGUGUCGGCCUCAGUAGAGCUGAUUGACUUGCGUGAUGGCAAGUUCCUCCCAGAGUGAGCCAAGAGAACGUGUGUGUGAAAGUCAGAGAGUCUCCCAUGGUCCAGCCACCGACAGUCACGAUUCCACCUGCGUGUUCGUUGUUUCGUCCCGAGACAGCAACUACUCAGGGCAAAAACACUGAGGGGUGAACAUCAUUUGAGAACUAGUGAGGGGAACCUGCUGUGAAACCGACGGAGAAGAGCUUUCAGCUCAGCCUCACUGUUUGAGGAAUGGGAUAGAGUCUUCCAUAGCUGCCCUAUUCGAUCCGCUCUGCCAGGGGAGCCUUAGCAGUAUGACAUGCACGUCAGAGCUUUCCUCUCACACCGUGGCGCCCAAAGGUUGUGUCCUGGGGAAAAGCCGGAGGAGUAGAGUAUCUAUAAAUGAGGCGAUAACGGUGUCUUCCAGAGGAGUCACGUGACAGUUGACACUAAGAGAAAGAAAUCCCUGAGAACAUUGGCAGAAUGCAGACGUGGGAAAUCGCGCUCAUGAGACGCACGGAAAACCUACAGCACAAACGGUCCCUUGAGUGAGCGAAAAGGUGCUGGGGUCAUCUCACUGCGUUGAAUAUGGGAAAGCCUCAGAUGAUUGUCUUUUAACUUUUUUUUUUAAGAGUCUUUUUAAAAAGCAGGUAUCUACUUGUUUUUGUUGUUACUUUUUGAAGAAUGUGUUUUAAAAGCAGAAUGUAUGUAUAGACACGUGUUUAAAUAACAUGGCUGGCCCUGGUAAGUGUUGUAGAUUCAAUGUAUUGAUAGUGACACGCAGUGCUGUGGCAAGGGGAGUCGUGACUCACAGGGUAUGGUGCAAGAAGGACCCUCAUCCACAGAUGCUGUGUGACAGAAACAACCCUACGGUAAUGAUAUGUACAGAAUUCUAACUCUUCACAAGAGAAAUGGCCCAGGACGUUGCCAGGAACCUACCUGCUCCUUGCCUUCAGUGUUGCUGGUAAUUGCCAGAGAGAGAACUUGGUGAAAAAAUUGGCCAGGGAUGAAGGACUAAACCAAGAGGAAAAACUCCCAAGAAGUAGGGUUAACACAAAUAAAUGUGUGUUCGUACAC
Molecule: messenger RNA, 3127 nt
Organism: Ochotona curzoniae (black-lipped pika)
Lineage: Eukaryota; Metazoa; Chordata; Mammalia; Lagomorpha; Ochotonidae
Gene: ZNF558
Product: zinc finger protein 558
Exons: 9
Coding region: 306-1670 (454 amino acids)
Biological process (GO): negative regulation of transcription by RNA polymerase II
Molecular function (GO): RNA polymerase II cis-regulatory region sequence-specific DNA binding; DNA-binding transcription repressor activity, RNA polymerase II-specific
Source: RefSeq, a predicted model, not a curated record